AUGCAUAGAAAUUUGGCUGUUUGGAUAACUUUAGGAGAUGGGCUGGAGAAAUUUUCAUCAAAAGUUAUUGAUAAAAAUGCGAAAACUUUUGUAAACGAAUUAAUUCAUGGAAAAAUCAAAAGCGAUAUAUGUGUAAUUGAUCAAAAUAACAAACCAAGUUUCAUUCAUCUUCCUUUUGCUGAAUAUUUUACAGCUGAUUGCAUAUGGGAAGAGUUCAAAAUAGUCGACUCAGCAAAUAUUGGAGGAUUUAUUGAUAGCAUUAUAAUUCAAAAACUUGUAAAUGAAAAUAAAGAACAAGUUUUCAAAUUUUUAAGAUCAAAAGUACAAAAGGAUUUAGGAAAUGAAGAUUUUGUUGAAUCUGAGAAAGAACGCAAUAAUUUUCACACAAGUAAUAAACAUUUUGUCGAUCUUAAGGAAAAACUUGAAACUCUGAUAAAAAUGCUUUCACAAAAAGUACAAGUUGUAUUUUGUCACUCAUUCACAUUAUUACUAGAAAUGAUAGAAUUUAUAUUGAAGAAUCAUCAAGUUAAAAUUACUAAUAUCACUUCAAAUUUUGAAGAUGUUGAGGAUGUUGAGCGUGUUGAAGCUCAUCAGCAUUCUUUACUUUCCCUAUGUGCAGAAAAAGGGUUUGAAGAAAUAGCAAAAGCACUGACUGCAAAUAAGAAAAUGAACAAGGAAAUCUUUAAAAAGAUUUUGAAGAGAGAAGGCUGGAAAAAUACUAUGUUAAUGAAAGCCAUUGAUCAUGACCAGUUCAACAUUGCAAACCUUUUAACUGAGAUGUAUGAUGCUAGUAUAAUUAAAGAUACAUUAGAAGAUUUCAUUAACACUAUUCUUGCAGAGAGAAGUAAUAAAUAUCUGGAAUAUGUAUUAAAGACCAACCAAUUUGAAGUUUGCAAACCUUACACCAUCAAUAAUGAACAGAAGCUGUUAUUAUUUGAAGCCCUUGGGAGUUCUUCUUCUUCUUUAGAUCAGAUAAAAUUUUUGAUUGACAAAACUGAUGUUGAUGUCAUUAAUAAAUUCUUAGACUUUCAUAGAUGGGAUAUGGUUAUUUGUCAGUGGAACUUGUUCUGGUUCAAUCGUGGCGAAGAAGCAAUCAUGCAUGCUAUGAAAAAGGGUAUUAAUAUUUUCAAUGCUGUGAAUAUCAGUUUGUAUGCAUGUAUAACAUUCAUCCCUGUCAGGCCUGGUUUUCCUGAAGAUGUCAAACACUGUUUCAAAAUGAUUAAACUAUUGUUUGAAAGUGGAGUAAGCUUCAAUUGUAAAAAUAUUGACGUUGAUAUUUCUACAAAAUAUAAAUCCCGUUUUAAUGAUCAGGAAUUGGAUCUCAAUAAUUUUUCAUAUGACAGAAAAUGUAAGUCAACAACAUUACGGUAUAGCAAACAAAUAUACGUCACAUACAAGCUAUUAAAUAGAACAAUAAAAUUGCUGGAUGAGGAGAAAUGUGUAAAUAUAUACGGCUCUAUAAACAAAAUAUUCAAACUAAUCAUCAUCAACUAUAGAAAAUGUACCGAUUUGGUAAGUUUCAAAGCCAAUUCUGAAGGUUUUCUAAUAUCUUAUUUUGAACCUGAAUCAUCUGAUCAAUUAUUUCCAAAGAAAACUUGGAAAGAAAUAACUCUCCCCUCCUUCAAAUUUACCCUCAAUUUGCCCCCCGGGUACAGGUUUACUGACUAUAAAAUGAGAAAAGGGGCGCCCCUCCAACUGCUACAGACACGUUGUACGAUGGGUCUUCCCUGCUACGAGCGUACCUUUCCAUUCUCAUAUAGUUACAGUAGUACAAUGAGAAAUGCCCUGCAAGAACUACCUUCUUUGAUAAAUAAAUUCAAAGAUCUUCUUUCCAAUUGUAUCAACGAUGAUAAUUUCUAUUGGACGGAUGAAUACAAAAUCUUACUUUCAAACCUUGACUACUUUAAAGAACAUUUACUAAACGAGGUACUGGUACUUUCAAAGGCAAAUGGCUAUAGUAUUGAUAGAGCAUUGGAUAAGAUAUCAAGAGAAGUACAAAUAUUUAUAGAAUUACACGAUAAAAUAGAGGAAGUAAGAAGUAGAUCACAGAGCGAGACAUUUUCACUGACAAUUGAUGACAUACUAUCAAUAUGGGAUGCAGAAAGUGAUACCUCAAAUGAUACACUACAGAAUGUUACUUCAGUAAUAAAUGAUGAAUGUGAUGACAUUUAUGUGGUGUGUAAUGCGUUGACUAGUUUAUGGGACAAUUUUUUACGAAGACAAACAAUAUCAGAAAACAUAUCAAAUCUUGAAAACGAAUCAAAAUGCUUUUACAAACUAUUAGAAGAUUUAGAUAAAUUAUACAAUGACCUUAGCAAGGCUAUAAUAACUAAGAAUCAUGAAGAAAUAAAACACAUAAUGGAAAAAAAUUACACUUAUAAACAAUCAAUUAUUAAUGGUCAAGAUGAAAAACUUGGCUCACCUUUACACUACGUUGCUUGUAAAGGAGAUGUAGAAACUGCUAAACUUCUUCUGUUUAAUGGAGCAAAUCCCAAUCUCAGAUUAAAUGAAACUGGUACACCUGAACUGCUAUCCACAUUUGAAAAUUUAGAACAAAUGGGAGGAAGUGAGGAUUGGCCAAUGGAUUACUACAGUUGGACGCCAUUACAUUUGGCUGCCUUGAAGGGCCAUAAUGAAAUAGUUCAAGUUUUAAUAGAUAAAGGAGCUAGGAUCAAUAUACAAGUAGUUACUAUUUCUGAGACUAUUUGUAAUGGGUAUACACCACUUCAUUUAUCAAUCAUGCAGAAUCAUUUAAAAACAGCCCAAUUACUUUUACAAAAUGGAGCAUGUUAUGAUGUAAAAAAUUCUCAAAACAAGACACCUCUGGAAUUGACUACAUGUGGAUCUGAUUUAACAGAUCUACUUCAAUGCAUUCGUCAAUUAUUUCAGGCUGUUGAUGGAGAAUGUAGAAAAGAUUUAGUGCGUUCUUUGUUGGAAAGAAAUGAUUUGGAUUCACUGAAAGCCAUUUUAAAUGCCAAAAAUUCUGACAAUCAUACACUCUUAGACACUGCCCAAGCUAAUGAACAUGAAGAAAUAGUGGACUUGCUCAACAAAAAAAUUGAGAUUUUUCAAUGUGAUAUGGAGGACGGCAGGUGAAAUAUCUGACUGCAUAAUUCUGAUAAACUUGCCUCCAUAAUCAAUAGGUAGAUAGCUUACCAAGUAACCAUAAUAUAGAAAACCUUUUGACGACGUGUUAUAGUAAAUGUAUCAUGAAGGGAGGGGAGAUAUAGAGGCUAAAAAAAUGCAAUAUCAAUACAUGUAUGUAUGUAUGUACCUGGGCCUUUCUGCAUUUAUCGCAACAUUAAGGUUUUAAAGGUGGGUCUAGGUAUCUAUAAAGAGUGUGAAUUGGCUCCGCCAUGCACCAUCACCCUACCACUCUUCAUAAGGGUCUCAUACGCAAAAAAACUUUUUAUUAAAUGGAUUUUCAAAUAGCUGACUUUGAACGUAUAAAGUGCAAAAUUUUGUGUACGCGUCAGUUUAUUAAUCUGUUAAUCUUUAAGAUUUACCAAAAUAUGAGUUUGUGAAUUUCGUUAAAUUGGUACCUAUCUUAAUGGUUCAAUUUUAGCUAGGUACACCUUAAGUACAUACAAGAUGCACAAUUAUGUUUUAAUUAAAGCUACACUGAAUUAUCAAAACGAUCUUCUCAUGGGUUUAAUUGUUUCUCUCAUUUCCUCUUGACAGAAAAGAAAAUAUACUGCAAGUGAAAACAGGGACAACUUUAGUAGAGGUUUUACAUUUCCCCCCAUUUUAACAAGGCCAAUGACCUUGAAGAAAAGUCACUUUGAUUCAGAUAGUGCUUCUUUCAGAAAUUGAAUGAAUAAGUAUCAAACUCAGCGCCCUCAAAUAACCAACAAACAACACGCAAUUUCGAAUCUUAUGGUGUUUUGAUCAUGUCCAAUGGCACAAUGAGAAGGAGGAAGGGAAUGCUAGGUCACCGAAUUUGGGUUGAAAAUGAAAAUAAAACCAUUAUUAGGAAGGGAAAGCUAGGUCUCAGAAUUUGGGUUGAAAAUGAAAAUAAAACCAUUAUUUGAACUGAUUCUAUUUUUAGAUUUAAUGGGUGUAAAAAGUAGACAAAAAGUAGUCCAGUAACUACUGAGACUUUUGAAGUUUUUAAAUUAAUUAUUCAAUUUCAUAUUGAUAUAUUUUUUUAAAAAACUAAAAAAAAAGCAUUUUGAAAAAAAUCUUCCAGAAAAAUAUACCUAUGUUGGAAGAAUUGCCUACACGGUUUGCUGUAAAUAAUUGGUUGUACUUAUUACGGUGAACUAAGUAUGCAAUUCUAUUAACACCAUCACGUUGUUGUGGUAGGGAGGGGACUUGUAAUUUUCACGCAUCUGUGAUUUUUUAAUAAACUGCCAAAAUUUGGAGGCCAGAACUCAAAACUGGAUGAACUUGAAGGGAAUGUAGUGAAUCUGUUAGUAGGGUUUUAAAAAGAACGAAAAAAAGAUUCAAAAAGAAGUAGUUAAAAUUUGAAAAACUCUACUUAGAAUAUUCAGAUUACAUAAACGUAAAUUUUUCUAGAUGAAAGACCACAAACAUCAAAAGCUAGCAUUUGAAAAUUUGAAAAAUUGUCGAGAUAGAUGAUUCUUUUUCAUUUUCGUAAGAAUGAAACUAUUUUGCUGGAGCGCGCUUUCAUACCGAAAGUUGACUUCGAGCUUUUUAAACGUAUGGUUAAGUAUGAGUAAUAGGUACCUAUUGAUUUUGUAUUUCUUGUUUAAAAAUGACCAUUUAGACCAUUUUACCGAAGAAAUUUUUCCCAAAAACAUACUUUUCAAAAAGAAAACAUUUCUUGCACUUUCAGUAACAAAAUGAAACAUUCAACAAUAUUGACGAAAAAUGAGUCUGCUCUAUAGUUUUAAAGAAGUAAGCUUUUUUUUUGCAAUUUUGACAAACAAAAAGUAAGUUUUUCGGGCAAUGACUGGAAAAAAGAAGUCUUCUCGAAAUUUUCUGGUCAUUCAAAUUAAAAAGCUGAUUGCAUUGUUUUUUUUGGGUGGAGGGGAGGCAUUUGCGCUGAAGUCGAAUCUUUUGGAAUAAAAUUCCAAAAUAUUCCGCAAGAAUUACAAAGCUUCUUGACUUCUGCAGAUGAACAAAUUUCCAUCUUGAUUAGUUCAUCUAAAAUAACCAGACUCAGUGCCAUCAAAGUAAUUCGAACAUUGAAAACCAUUCCGACCUAUAAGAAUAAGAAGAACUUCAUUUCAAUGUAUCUGCGCUCCGUUUUACCUAUACAAGAUCGCCUAUAAUAGAUGCUUUCGACUCUGAAAAUACCAAUAAUCUUUUGGUAAUUGAAAGUGAAGCUAUAGAAGUGAUUGAUAAAUGGAAAUUGCUUCAUAGAUUAUGUUCAAUAAUAGAACGUCGUCGAGACAAAAAAAUUAUUCUGAUUGCUCAAGAAAAUGAUGUGUUGGCUGAGGCGUUUGAAGGAGUUUUUUCUGAAAAUAAUAAGUGCAGUAAGAAGAAAGAUACGGAGAAUAGCUUAACUGAUAUCACACAGGAGACGCACAGUAAAUUACUGGCAAAUGAAAUAGUUAAAGUUCAAUUAACCAAUGCUAUCAAGGAAGAAUUAUUGUACAGUUUGUUGAAAACAAAUGUUUUUUCAACUUUGAUUUUAAUUUUAAAAAAGCGGUUCCUGAAGCUUUUUUUAAAGGAAAACAACAUACCUGAUUUCUUCUUCAAAAUUGAAUAAAUAUUAUUUUCUUUGCAUUUUGUUCAGGUAAAAUUUCAAAAAAUUUGCUAUUUUUUAACUUAGGAAAGAAUGAAAUUAAUUUGUGACGUCACUAUGAGCUUAAUUUAAAAUUAAAAUGUAAUGCAAAAAAUUGCGGUAAAAUCGUAAAAUUUUGUAAAGUUUUGCAUUUUUAUAAUGUUUAAAAUGUUUUUUAAACACAUUGAAAAUGAAUUUUAAACGACCUGUUUUUUUUUUCACAUCACCAAGUUUAUGUGCACUUUAUGUUUUUAUAUGAAACCCAUUUGAUUUAAAUGUGUUCAACCUAUUACAUACAAUACCUACCUAAUAUGAAUUUGUUUUCACUGAUUUUUUUUAACAUGAAUAUUUUGUAUUUGAAUAAGAAAUUUAAUACCUAUCUCAUUUCAUUUCUUCAGUUGAGUACUUAGAUAGGUACCUGUUAUUUUACUUUCAAAUAGGUAGAUGCAUUAGUAGGAAUAUAACUAUAUUUUAUAAAUUGAAUCUUAAUUUAUUCAUUUGAUUGUGAUACUUCAAUAAUCUCAAGUACUACAUUAAAAUUUUUUUAAAAUUAA
This is a messenger RNA of Planococcus citri (citrus mealybug), 6246 nucleotides long. RefSeq lists its product as uncharacterized. The transcript has a single exon. Gene Ontology annotation, molecular function: protein binding. NCBI's taxonomy places the organism in Eukaryota, Metazoa, Arthropoda, Insecta, Hemiptera, Pseudococcidae. The coding region runs from base 1 to 3096 and encodes 1031 amino acids. The record is from RefSeq and is a predicted model, not a curated record.